Messenger RNA from Cricetulus griseus (Chinese hamster), 1614 nucleotides. The record is from RefSeq and is a predicted model, not a curated record. NCBI's taxonomy places the organism in Eukaryota, Metazoa, Chordata, Mammalia, Rodentia, Cricetidae.
GGCCCAGGCAUGGAGGAGCUGAUAUGGGAGCAGUACACCGUGACCCUGCAGAAGGAUUCUAAAAGAGGAUUUGGAAUUGCAGUGUCGGGAGGGAGAGACAACCCACACUUUGAAAACGGAGAAACCUCUAUUGUCAUUUCUGAUGUGCUUCCAGGUGGACCUGCUGAUGGCUUGCUUCAAGAAAAUGACAGGGUGGUCAUGGUCAAUGGUACUCCCAUGGAGGACGUGCUCCAUUCAUUUGCAGUUCAGCAGCUUAGGAAAAGUGGGAAGAUUGCAGCCAUUGUGGUCAAGAGGCCCCGGAAGGUUCAGGUGGCCCCGUUGCAGGGCAGCCCUCCUCUCAGUCAUGAGGACCGGGGUUUUGAGGUGAUAGAUGAAUUUGAUGGCAGAAGUUUCCGCAGUGGCUACAGCGAGAGGAGCGGGCACAGCAACCAUGAUAUGCUCAGCCACAGCUGGGAGGACGGCAGGGAGAGGGGGCGUCCCCAGCCCCGCACACAGAGCCGGGAGCGGGAGCACAGCCGUGGCCGGAGCCUGGAACGCGGCCUGGACCACGAAGACUAUGGGCGCAGCCGGGAACGCAGCCGUGGCCGGAGCCUGGAGCGCGGCCUGGACCACGAUUUUAUGCCCCGGGCCCAUAGCCGUGGUCGCAGCAUUGACAGGGAUUACGACCGAGAUUAUGAGCGCUCCUAUCACCAAUCCUAUGAGCCUGACUAUGAGGGAGGCUACAUCCCAUUAUAUGACCGCAGAGCCCAGUCUGAGGCUCGCUAUGAGCGCAGCCACAGCCGCGAACACCUACGCUCCCGGAGCCCCAGCCCUGAGCCCAGGUCCCGGCAGGAGCACAAGCAUGAUCCAGACAGGCCCAUCGGGGUCCUUUUGACCAAAAACAAAGCAAAUGAAGAGUAUGGUCUCCGGCUGGGGAGUCAGAUCUUCAUCAAGGAAAUGACCAGAACAGGACUGGCAACCAAAGAUGGCAACCUUCAUGAGGGGGACAUAAUUCUCAAGAUCAAUGGGACUGUUACUGAGAACAUGUCUUUAACUGACGCUCGGAAGCUAAUAGAAAAAUCUAGAGGGAAAUUGCAGCUUGUGGUGUUGAGAGACAGCAGGCAAACCCUCAUCAAUGUCCCAUCCCUCAAUGACAGUGACUCUGAAGUAGAAGAUAUCUCGGAAAUCGAGUCCAACCGAUCAUUUUCUCCAGAGGAGAAGCGCCAGCAGUACUCUGAUCAAGACUAUCAUUCCUCCAAUGAGAAGCUGAAAGAGAGGCCGAGUUCAAGAGAGGAAACCUCAGGCCGACUGUCCAGGAUGGGUGCCACACCCACGCCAUUCAAGUCCAUGGGAGACAUCACUGCUGCAAGUGUCUCAGAGGCCAACAAGGAGCCCAGGAACCAGGAAGAAACCCCAGUUCCUCAACCCAGAACAGCCCCAAGAACUUUUCUUCGUCCUAGUCCUGAAGAUGAAGCAAUAUAUGGCCCUAACACCAAAAUGGUGAAGUUCAAGAAGGGAGACAGCGUGGGUCUCCGGUUGGCUGGUGGAAAUGACGUUGGGAUAUUUGUGGCUGGCAUUCAGGAGGGUACCUCUGCAGAGCAGGAGGGCCUGCAAGAAGGAGACCAGAUUCUGAAG